UGUCAUCCGGACGACUCCCAUCCGCUCAAUUGUAUCCGUUCACCGCUGUUGCUUGUGAUUGUUAUUUCUCAUACUUAUUAGAUAUUUACUAUUAACACUUCGAGUAUGCGAUCGCAGUCUCUUUGGCGCUCCCUUGCGCUGUUGCAGAGUACUUCCACCCGCUCUUUGGUAAACACUGGUCUGGGCCGACGUGCCUUUCAAACUGCCAAUUCCCGCGUCCCUGACUUCGCCUUUGCAUUCGACAUCGAUGGCGUGCUGCUACGAUCCUCUAAACCUAUCCCCGGAGCCGCUGAGUCGCUAGCCCUUCUCAAAGAACAGAACAUCCCGUUUCUCCUCUUGACAAAUGGUGGUGGAAAACAUGAAACUGAACGAGUGGCGGAAAUAAGCGAGAAGCUCCAGGUCCCAUUGGAGCCGGAGGUAAUCGUUCAAAGCCAUUCGCCUUUUGCGGAGCUUGUGCGCGGACCAGACGAGCAGAGUGCCCUAGAGAACAAAUGCGUGCUGGUAGUUGGAGGAGAAGGUGAUCGUUGUCGCCAGGUAGCGCAGAUGUACGGCUACAAGAACGUGGUGACACCCGGCGACAUCUACAUGGCGAACCCAUCUAUCUGGCCUUUUAGGUCUUUCCAGAGCUAUUACGAGAAGAUUUCUAAGCCAUUGCCAAACCCAAAGGAUCCCAAUGACCCCUCGAGAGGGUUGAAGAUUGACGCCAUCUUUGUCUUCAAUGACCCGCGGGACUGGGCUCUGGACGCUCAGAUCAUCACCGACGUCCUACUAUCGUCGGAAGGCGUGAUAGGCACCAUUUCUGAGAAGAACGGUCGGACUGAUCUCCCUAAUCGGGGUUUCCAACAAGAUGGGCAGCCGCAUCUGUACUUUUCGAACCCAGACCUCUGGUGGGCUGCAGCCUACCACCUUCCUCGUCUUGGCCAGGGAGGAUUCCGCGAGGCACUGGAAGGCAUCUGGGCUGCUGUGACUGGAGGCCCGAGCAAAGGCGUUGAGCUAAAGAAGACCAUUAUUGGCAAGCCUUACCAGGGGACGUACGAGUUUGCGGAGCAUCAGCUCUUGCGCAACCGUGCUAGAGUAUUCGGCUCGGACGCUCAGCAGCCUUUGCGGAAUGUGUAUAUGAUCGGAGACAACCCAGAGUCAGAUAUCCGUGGCGCUAACAGCUACCGGAGUGAACAUGGCAGCAAGUGGCACUCGAUCCUUGUGCGAACCGGGGUCUACAAUGGUGGUGAGCCAGCGUGGACUCCGACGACGAUCGCUGAUAACGUGCACAAGGCAGUUGAGUGGGCAUUGAAGAACUCACAGUGGCGGUCUUAGAGGUAACGGUGUAGACUUGUAUUUGUCUUCCUUUUUUGAGCGAGUAUUUGAUAAGUAGACUGCGACUGCACCUGCGAGCAUAGCGAAUAGACUAUCACAAUUGUAUAUAGUACAGCAAAUAUUAUGCAGCGC
Molecule: messenger RNA, 1446 nt
Organism: Aspergillus neoniger CBS 115656
Lineage: Eukaryota; Fungi; Ascomycota; Eurotiomycetes; Eurotiales; Aspergillaceae
Product: putative HAD superfamily hydrolase
Exons: 3
Coding region: 106-1314 (402 amino acids)
Biological process (GO): glycerophospholipid biosynthetic process
Cellular component (GO): mitochondrion
Source: RefSeq, a predicted model, not a curated record